CUUGGCUCGAAUACAGCCCGAUAACAACUGUUUAGCUCUCUAUGUUCGUUGAUUAGCUCGAAUGAGUUUUAUUUGAGGCUGCAGCAUCCGAGAGAACAAAGCGUUCAUUUUGAGGUAAUCUUCGAGAAUUUGAUAGAAUGAUUUGAUUUUGAAGAUGGAUCGACUCAGUGAGUUGCCGGACUCUGUUAUAUUUCACAUAUUUUGGUUCUUGCCGAUUAGGGAUUUUGUUAGGACAACGAUUCUAUCCAAGCGCUGGAAAAACCUCUGGACCACCACUCCCUUCCUUAACAUGACUGAUCAUGAGAGACUCUCUUUUGAUCAUAAAAAAUUUUCAAGCAUUGUUCAUCGGGUUUUAUUACGCUGGGAUGGGGUAAAGGUUCUGAAAUUCAAGGUUAAAAUGCAUCAUUUUCUUUCAGCAUAUGGGGAUGCUCAUUUGUGGGUGCGGUUUGCCAAGAUGCAUGAAGUUGAAGAACUAUACUUGCAUUGGAGGGAUUUACAUCUGAAAAGGACUGGCAAUAAUGAUCACGAAGUCCGUUGGGUGCCACAGUAUCUGUACUCAUGCUCGUCGCUUAAAGUGUUAUCGAUCCACACUUCUUACUUUAGAAUUACUGAGAAUGUGCAGUGGAAUCAUCUCAAGAGUUUAACAAUUAUCAAUGGUUUUGGGGUCACUGAAGACGUGAUUAAUCAAAUAUUGUGUGGUAGCCCUCAGUUGGAAGUCUUAAUCCUGUCUUUAGUAGAAAGUGAUGAAAGCUUGCAUAUCCGGUCUACUAGUUUGAAAGAGCUUUCGAUGAACAAGCAUUUACAUGAGGCCGACGAUGAUUCAUCUACUUAUACGGCAGAGCUGAGAAUUUGGACUCCAAAUCUUAAAACCUUAGAAAUUAAAGGAAUUCCAUAUGGCAAGUGUUUGUUGAUGAAUGUCUCAUCUUUAACUCAUGUGACUCUUGAGUAUUCUAAUCUACAUCAAUAUGAUCGAACAUAUUGUGGCGACUUUCCCGGGAUAGAUGACUUCUUAUCCUCAAACCAUUUUCUUGGAGAUUUAUUUGGUCAAAUUCUUCCAAACAUCCAACACGUUGAAAACGUCAAAUUACUACCCUGUUGCUUCAAGGUGCUUAGAGCUAUGAUAGAGGGAUGCAUGAAUUUAUCUUCUCCUAAUGUCAAAUCCAUACAGUUCAGAUUUCAUUGUACAUUUGUAGGUAUGAUUGAGAUUUUCCCUCUUUCAAAGAAGUUAUUCAUUGAAGUUGGAGAAAGGGUCAAGUCCUAUUGUGGUGAGGCAUAUUCACUGUGGGCCUCUCGUCACUUCUACCGUGAGUUUGAACUACAUAUUCCUAUGUCCUUUAUGCUGCAGUUGAGAAUUGUUGAGGUUACUUUGGUUGAGGGUGACAUCUUAUUUCCAUUUCUAGAAUCACUGUUGAAAAACGCGAGUAAGCUAGAAAAGAUUGUGUUCCGAGUAAAAGGAUCACAAAAUUGUUUGCUUCAUGCAUCACAGAAGCUGCUGAAAAUGCCAAGAUCCUCACGAACUGCAGUGUUUUCUUUCUGUGAAUAUUGAUCUCACCAUGCUAUCUUCAAUCAUAGGUAACUACAUGGGUAAAAUGGCAGCAUUAUGUGCUUGAUAUCCUUUUGCUUCGUCCGACUAUCUGUUUCUUUCCUCUGUUUCAUUUUGGGAUUAUAUUUUCAGUGAGGCAAAGCAAUUUGACACUUCUGGAUGAAGCUGAUGUUGUUUUGAUAUGUGUCUCACUUGUUAACUUCUUGAUGCUAUGAAUGCAACUAUUUAUGGAACUUAGAUUGUUAUUCAGUUUUGUCCAACUAAUGUAGUGCUUCAUAUAUUAGUUUGUAGAAUUAGAAAAUUUUGGGAAGGGCAAAUUCGACUCUCCAUGGGUUAAAUCUGGGCAAAGUAUGGCUAUAUGAGCAUGUAUAGAUCAUUUUUGCAUUUGAUAUUUAAACGAUAUUGCUAUCUAUAAACUGCAUACGAUUUCUUUUUUUAA
Salvia miltiorrhiza (redroot sage) is the source of this 1982-nucleotide messenger RNA. RefSeq names its product F-box/LRR-repeat protein 25-like. The record is from RefSeq and is a predicted model, not a curated record. NCBI's taxonomy places the organism in Eukaryota, Viridiplantae, Streptophyta, Magnoliopsida, Lamiales, Lamiaceae. The coding region runs from base 155 to 1546 and encodes 463 amino acids. Gene Ontology annotation, molecular function: protein binding. The transcript is spliced from 3 exons.